AUGUGGGCUCCCGUUCUGCCCCUUGCAAUUGGCUUCAGCCUCCUCUCGAGCGCCGAAGCCUUCUCAAUCCCGCUUUCCCCGCAGCAGAUCCUCGGCGAUCUCACAGAUAGAGAGUCAGAGGUCUGCCCUCUCCCACAGAAGGUCCAUCUCGACGACGACGGUCUCUUCCCAUCCAUUCGAUAUAUCCAAGAUGAAGCGAUCCUACAUCGUCAGGUUGACCGCCUUUCCAAGGCUGUUCAAAUCCCGACUGCGAUCACAGAUUCCAUGACAGAUCCCAAUGAUGACGCAUUUAAGCCGUUUGUUGACUUUGGCUAUGCACUUGCUCUGUUCUUUCCUCAUAUCCGUACCAAAGCAAAAAUCGAAACCAUUAACCGCUUCAACCUUCUCAUAACUGUGGAACCCUCUCCAGAGUCUUCUAAAAAGAGGAAGCCAAUUUUAUUCACUGCUCACCAAGAUGUCGUUCCCGUCGAUGAUCCCUCAGAUUGGACCCAUCCUCCCUUUUCUGGCUACUUUGACGGCGAGUUUCUCUGGGGAAGAGGCAGCAGCGACUGCAAGAACGGUCUUAUCGGUAUUAUGUCUGCAGUAGAUGACCUUUUAAGCCAAGACUGGACGCCUUCUAGGCCCGUGAUUCUGGCUUUCGGAUUCGACGAAGAGACGCAAGGUAAUAUCGGCGCUGUGCGUAUCGCACCGGUUUUAGAGGAAAGGUACGGAAAAGACGGCGUGGAGUUUAUCUUUGACGAGGGAGGACCCGGACUCAUGACCCUUCAUUCAUUGUCGUCAUCUCAAGACGAAGCAGGAGAGGAUGAUGUGGUUUAUGCUCUGCCAGAUGUGAGCGAGAAAGGUUCCAUCACUCUCGUCUUCAACCUUGCUGUCCCUGGUGGCCACAGCUCCGUUCCACCAAAGCACACCGGGGUCGGAAUAAUGUCGGAAAUCAUAUACAAGCUCGAAAACGAAGAACUAGAAUUUUUCACUCCGAACCUCGGGUUACAUCACCCUUCUCGCCGAAUGCUCGAGUGUCAAGCCCGCCAUUCUCCUAAAUAUGUGGAGGACUGGCUCUCCUCCGCUCUUGACUCGGAUGACCACGAGGCAUCGGCCGAAAGAAUUGCCAAAUCCCGCGGGGAAACGGUUAGGUUUACUCUUCAGUCAUCUCAGGCCGCAGACAUAUUUAAUGGAGGAGUAAAGAGCAAUGCACUCCCGGAAAAGAUCAGCACUGUCGUCAAUUAUCGUGUUGGGUUACAUCAGACGCCAGAGAUGGUGCAAGCACGAGCUGAGAAAAUCAUCAAGCCUAUCGUCGAUAAGUUCAACCUGAGCUGGCGGAAUGCCUCCGGGAAUAAUGAAAUCGAGCUUGAGGCGGGAAAGGCCGGUGUUCUUACGGUAUCGACAUUGAAUUCCCCUCUCAACCCUGCUCCCAUCAGCCCUACCGAUAUUGAGACGAGCCCUGUUUGGGCCCGCUUUGCCGGUGUCACCCGCUCCGUCUUCGAGUCAGUACCGAGCUUCAAAGGCAAAACCGUCGUUGUUAGCGGCGACAUCAUGACCGGGAAUACCGACACCAAAGUUUAUUGGAACCUGUCACAAAACAUUUACCGCUGGAGUCCCGCUCGCGAAGGGCGUGCGCUGAAUAUCCACACCGUCGAUGAGAGAAUCGGCAUGGAUGCCCACCUCGAGGGGAUUAUGCUGUAUUACGAUUUAAUCCGCGCCUUUGAUUCGUGGGACGCCCCAGAGUAG
This is a messenger RNA of Aspergillus versicolor CBS 583.65, 1725 nucleotides long. It is a transcript of the gene cps1, whose product is annotated as Gly-Xaa carboxypeptidase. The transcript is spliced from 3 exons. NCBI's taxonomy places the organism in Eukaryota, Fungi, Ascomycota, Eurotiomycetes, Eurotiales, Aspergillaceae. Gene Ontology annotation, molecular function: metallocarboxypeptidase activity. Bases 1 to 1725 code for a protein of 574 amino acids. The record is from RefSeq and is a predicted model, not a curated record. Gene Ontology annotation, cellular component: fungal-type vacuole lumen.